This is a messenger RNA of Strongylus vulgaris, 393 nucleotides long. The record is from the annotation of a GenBank genome assembly. NCBI's taxonomy places the organism in Eukaryota, Metazoa, Nematoda, Chromadorea, Rhabditida, Strongylidae.
AUGCCACAUCUUUACACUGAUGGUAUGCAUCAACCGUUUCAGGUAGUCGAGAAACUUGGUUUCUGCAUGUUUGGGUUACUUUUUAUUUUAUCACAGAACUCGUUCACCGUAGGAGCUGAAUUUGACGAUUCUAAGUAUAUUUUCGACUUUCAGCAGGAAACCUUGAUGAAGAGGGAUGAAGAGCUUAUAGAUAUUAGUCAUACUCGAAUAUCCUUGCCAAUUCCGGGCUCCAAUCAACGACUGCCUUUUAAAGCUCACAUGUUCGAGCGCUUCAACGACAUCGAUCUCAAUUUCGCACAAGUUAUCCCGAGUCUCAAUAGUCACAACAUCAGGAAGGAUAAUAUUGUCGAUGAACUAGUCACAAACAGCGCGAAUCCAAGCGUUGUUGGCUGA